AUGCAGGACCCAAGUGAGGGCGUGCCGCACUUCCUGAUUCCACACGUGCACCUUAUCUCGUCAUGUCGCUACCCAGUUACCGCGACGCUGCCCCCCGAGUCCGUGGUCGACCAUCUUCUGCAAGCGCCCAAGAUCGUGAAAGAUGUAGCGCCGAUGUACUGGCAUUAUUUUUCCAGCCCUCCUCCGGAUGGAACUGUGUUACUCGAAUGGCAACCCCCGACGGGCCAGAAGGGGCUUAAGUUCGCGAGUGACGGAUAUUUGUGGGCUGAUCCAGAGACCACCUUCACAUAUCAGUCCCCGCGAGGAUAUACCAUAGAAAUCCUGAUACACCGGAGCGGAUACCAUCCAGGCUUUGAGCAAGUCACUGUACACCAAAGAAGCCGCUAUCGCAUAGUCAACAAGCAUCCCUCUUCCAACGGCCCAAUCUUCGAUCAAUCCUUGUGGAUCGUUCAUUAUUCUCAAUCGGAGCCUCAAGCACGUGUGCCGGUUGCUCGCAUCCCCAUCAACGCCGAAAUGCAGCGGACGAUGACUGAAAGGCGCUUCCUCGAAAGCCAGGGACAAUUGAUACGGAAGGAAUUCAUGCUGCACGACCGGCACAAAUGGCCAAACAUCAGCUUCCCGGGGAUUCAGCCCGGCCAUGCCCAGCCAGGAGCCAUGUACGCUGCUCAGCCCAUGCAACAGGCUGCUGGAUUCAGACAGCCACCGUUCUAUCCGCAGGGCCAGGGCGCGGUAAUAGGGCCUUCGCCUGCUAAGCGGCCUCGCCAGAUUCCACCAACGCAGAUGCCUGGUACUGUACCAGGAAUGCCUCCGACAGGGGCGGGUUUGGCACAUGAUACUAGCAUUGAAGAUGAGGAAAACACCGCCAUCGGUGACUUGUUGGAUCAUCUCACCCCGCGUGACAUCAGCACAAUGAGAUACACCCAACAUCAUGAAUGGAUGGAGGAGAUAUUUUCGUCGCCAUAUGCUGCGGGCCAGAUCAUGCCAGUGGACUUGGGCUUAGGUCUGAUGGGCGAGCUCUCCCAGCUCACGGAGGGCCUGUUCGACUCACCUGGUGCUCAAUCUGUUACUAAUCCCAAGAAGGUCGGUGCUUCCGCAAAGCCGUAUCAGAAGCUGGGCCCCGAAAAGUACAAGGAAUUCGAAACCCGGGUUAACAACUUCAUGAAAGACGGGGAGGCAGAGCUUGAAAGGAUGAAGGCAGAGCACGCGAAGAAGAUGGAGGAUUUGACAAGGAGCAAAACGUACAUUGAGGCCGAGCGCCGUUUGAGGGAAGCUUUAUUGGACGAUUCUCGAGGUGCUCGGAAAUCGUCAAAGGAUCAAGAGAUUGAAGCGACUGCGACCUCUACUGAACCAGUGGAUUCCAAGGUCGAUGGUGUGGCCAGAGACGUCGAGAAGGCCUUGGAGAUAGUAAUUGCACCCCGGAAAAAUGUGAAUUGCCUCGAAAAGGGCGGGCUUAUGGAGGAAAGCCCUCAAGCACAGGCUCAGGCAAACAACUCCGAAGCCAAUGGGGCGGACGCUUUCACCAACAGUGGAGAAGCCAAUGGGGGUUUGGAUGAUACGAGUAUGGAUGGGGACAACACUGUGGCAGGUCUUCUGGAGCAGUACACUUCGAACUCGUUGGUAUCCACCCCGGGUGGCAGCUCACUACAAAUGCCGUCUGCAUCUCAGCCAGAAAUCUCAGGGCAGUCUGCAACUGCAGCGUCCAGUGGUACGGCAGCCCAGCCGUCCCAAGCCACCACACUCCAAGGACAAGGUGUGUCGCAGGGGCAGACUGACCUUUCAGGUGCUGAUAGCGGCAUGGACCUUAUUGAAGGCAUUGACUUGGACGUUGACAUGACUGGCAUGGGCGGCGACCUCGGAAACGACAGGACCGGAGAUGAAUGGGUUAUGGUGGACCAGAACAACCACACAAGCUCCGGUACUGAGGCCCAGCAAAAAACCGAUGUCGCCACUGGUGGAGUAAGUGGCAACAACGAUAAUAAUGCGCCGACCACGUCUUCUGCCAACCAAGAGGGCAACGUGACAUCGGCCUCGGCCUCGGCUCCGCAAACGGAAACUACACCUGGCAUGUUCGAUACGACGGACUUCAGCGCCUUCGACACUGCCGGCGAUGCAUUGGCCGACUAUACUGGAGGAGAUGACUUGGAUUUGGGUUUGGAGGGAGAUGCUUUUGGAGACGCCUUUCACGGGACGGAGACGAGAGAUCACGAUGACGACGGUACUAAUACCUGA
Molecule: messenger RNA, 2229 nt
Organism: Aplosporella prunicola CBS 121167
Lineage: Eukaryota; Fungi; Ascomycota; Dothideomycetes; Botryosphaeriales; Aplosporellaceae
Exons: 3
Coding region: 1-2229 (742 amino acids)
Biological process (GO): chromatin remodeling
Source: RefSeq, a predicted model, not a curated record